Molecule: messenger RNA, 1357 nt
Organism: Coccidioides posadasii C735 delta SOWgp
Lineage: Eukaryota; Fungi; Ascomycota; Eurotiomycetes; Onygenales; Onygenaceae
Gene: OAC1
Product: Mitochondrial oxaloacetate carrier protein
Source: RefSeq, a predicted model, not a curated record
CGGAGUCCUACAAGCCAAAAGUUGUUAUUGUGACAAUGCUGGGGCCAUCCUGAUUAGGGCUGUUUGUGUCACUCCUUCAUGUCCGCUCUCUCACUUCACUUUUCUUCGUUUUCUGGGGCACCAGUGUUUGUUCAUUUUUACUGAAUCUCUCCACUCUCUCUGUCCGCCAGAUAUCAGAUAUCAGGGUGCCUCUGGACAUCAUGUCUACCACAACUGGGGCCUUUAUCGCUGGUGGCAUCGCCGCCUGCGGAGCCGUCACCGUGACGCACAGUUUCGAAACCGUGAAGAUCCGAUUACAGCUUCAGGGUGAGCUACAGUCGAAGAAAGAGGCAGUUCGCAAAUACAGGGGUGUGUUGCAUGGUGUGAAGGUGAUUCUGCAGAAUGAAGGUCCUCGCGGGCUGUUUCGUGGGAUUGGGUCCGCUUACGUUUAUCAAAUCCUCCUAAACGGAUGUCGUCUGGGCUUCUACGAACCGUUGCGACAAGGCCUUACCUCCGUCCUGUACAAAGACUCCGCUUACCAGUCGUUGGGUAUCAACAUCUUCUCCGGUGCAGCAUCCGGAAUUCUCGGAGCAGCAGCGGGCUCCCCCUUUUUCCUUGUAAAGACAAGGUUACAGUCCUUCUCUCCGUUCCUACCCGUUGGAACACAGCACCAAUAUAAGAACUCUUUCGAUGGGCUUCGACAGAUCCACGGCAAUGAGGGUAUCACAGGCCUUUACCGCGGAGUCGGCGCUGCUAUGGUUCGUACCGGAUUUGGCAGCUCGGUUCAGCUCCCAACCUACUUCUUUGCGAAGAGGCGGUUGAUCAGGCAUCUCGGAAUGGAGGAUGGUCCAGGACUGCAUUUGGCGAGUAGUGCAUGCAGUGGAUUCGUUGUUUGCUGUGUCAUGCACCCCCCAGACACCAUCAUGUCAAGAAUGUACAACCAGACGGGUAAUUUGUACAAGGGAGUGUUCGACUGCCUGUACAAGACCGUCACCACCGAAGGUGUUCUCGCCAUCUACAAGGGAUACUUUGCUCAUCUAGCGCGUAUCUUGCCACACACCAUUUUAACUUUGACUUUGGCCGAACAAACCAACAAGCUUAUGCGGCGAUUUGAGUACCGAUUUAUCCCCGAAUCGAUCAGGGCUAGGAUAUAAAGCCUUUGCAAUCUAAUAAUGAACUAUAUCCGUAGCAUGUCCAUCUUGUUCUUUUGCUUUUCAUGCACUCAUCUUGUUGAAUAUCCCGGGCGUUCACAUGGGAAGGAUAAGCGAUAGAUUUACAUAGAGGGUGUCAAUUUAUUCAGGUUUGUUGACUGAGCCAAAUUUGUGUGAAUUGUGAAGACGCCCCUUUCCCUAGAUUCCGCAUUGAGAUAAUUGACAAG